This is a messenger RNA of Sturnus vulgaris (Common starling), 4214 nucleotides long. Lineage: Eukaryota; Metazoa; Chordata; Aves; Passeriformes; Sturnidae. The record is from RefSeq and is a predicted model, not a curated record.
AUUGUCCAUUAAACAGAAAUGGCACCUGGAGGGAGUUAUCUAUGAGUCAUGUGGCAAGGCAUUGAUGGGCCCGUUAACAGGAGAUAGUUCGGGGGAAGGAAACAAGGAAAACACUGCCCUUUUUGAUUUCAACAGUUUAUGAAGAUGGUGAUAGAAUACAUACUUUGGGGCACAUCUUUACAUUGUAACCUAGGACAAGUGGAAACAAAAGUGAGUUGGGGUGAAGCAAACUGGGGUAAAAUGUCUUUAUUAGCUUAAUCUGCAACUGGGAGAUUGAACUCCAAUAUACAAAUGGACCAAAAUUACAAAAGUGGGAAAACUUGAGACUCAUUGUUCAUUUUGGGUGUAGCCCCUGUGGGUGUUUUGUCUGCCCAAAAUAUACCUGCUUUUAUUCUCUUAAUUUUGUCUGGCCUCUAUCUUUAGGUAGCCCCGAAAAAGGCAUUAGUUUCUGGCAACCACAAAGAGUUAGCAGGGCCUCUGGAGAAUCCUCUGGACUGAGUAAGACCCAGCUACGACACCACUGGCAUUUUCAGGGGCAGUGGCUACGGUCCGGGUGGCAUCAGAGUCCAAGAAUCCUCCAAAUCCAGCACAGAGGCAUCCAUGCUCUCAACACCUGGAACAAGAAUUCAUGUUUUCUGCAGAAGACAAGAAAAAUAAAGCGCACUUUCUAAAGCAACUAGAAGUCUCAUCUCUCUGCCUCAUUCAGAAAAAGAAAGAAUCCCUGCUGAACAUUGCAUCGUGGGAGCAAUAAGCCCACAGCCAGCACCCAAACUUGGGUAAGCCUACCCUUAUGAUUAUGAAGCAGCCACAACACAGACUGAAGACAAACGGAAGACCUGAAAAGUAAACUGGCUAGUGACGAGAAGAAUCACAUGAAGUAGUGGAGACCCUGAAGAACUGCAGGAGUAGAGGCAGUUGAAAGAAACUGCAUGUCCCAGAACAACCCUGACAUUCCAAACACGUGCUGUGGGCAGCUUGGCAAGGAGCCAAGGGAUCAUCAGGUUCAGGUGAACUUCAGAGGGUUUCUUUAGAAUUUAAUUUCAAAGAGACAGAGACGCAUUCAAAUUUAAUCAUAGAGCUGUACUCACAGAGUAAAUAAAGACAUCUGUUAUGCUGGGUACUGAAUUCAAUGAAGAUAUGAACAACCAUUCUAUUUCGGAAAGGGUUUCAGAAGUAUCUGUGGACAACCCCCCUGUUGUCGCCGUGGUUUCCCACCCCCCUCUCCCAUCUGGCCCCGCUGCACCCAUGGCCAGCGACAUCAAGCCCACACGCAGCCCCCCUGACCUCAUGCACAAAAUUCACAGUGACGAGAACAAUGAUUGUGAAAUAGCCACCAGCUUUUCUGAAUUUCAACCCGAAAAUUCGGCAGAAAUUCCUGUAAGCCCAAAUUUUAAGCAUGAUGCCGGCGAGAAAAGUUCCUUGCAUUCCAGGGAAUGCACACUUGCUUCCGUACCCCGAGAUGCUGAUGCCUUGGAAGGAAGUGACAUAGAGCAAAAUGACAACGCCCUGCACACAUGUUCUGUACAACAAGAUGGCAGCCCCCAAUGCCACACAUGCACAUUGUCACAGAUGCGAUUUUGUGACCAAAGAGACCACUGGCCUCCUGCUGCAGCACCACCUGUCGCCGCCUCUAUUAUUGCAAUGAGGGGGGGAGAAGAGACAAUUUUGCAGUUUUUCAAAGAAACACAGGCAGAAGAAGCAGAUAUACAGAAUAUAGUUCAACUAUCUCCAAAGAAAGAACAAAAUUUACCUUCUUCAGAUACGAGGGACUCCUCAAAUUUUAAAUCAAGAGUUCAUUUAGAAGACAGCAUAAAUACCAUUAAUUGGAUAGAAAUAAGGAGGAAAGCAUUGAAGGAUAGGGAUUUUGACAUAGCCAAAGAGCAACUUAUAGCCAUGCCAGUCAGAUAUGGAAAACAGAAUGCAAAUCCAAGAGGAGAACCUAUGACAUAUGAUGAGAUCAAAGAUUUAAGAAAAGCAAUCAAAGACAGUGGCCUAGGCUCUCUCUACUUUAAACAACUAUUGGAGGGGACCUUUUAUAAUUAUUAUUUAGUUCCAUAUGACUGCAGAUACUUUGCGUCUGUGAUUUUAACAGAGUCACAGUAUAUUCUGUGGGACAUGAAGUGGCGAAGGCUUCUCAAUAAAUUGUUGGAAACCUAUGCUGGAGGUCCAAAUGCUGCUCUUACAAUAGCACAUUUGGCAGGGGAUGCACCUCACGAUAGGCCUGAAGAUCAAGCAGCUGGCCUACCUCCAGCGGUAAUCAAUGACAUCAAAAAUGCAGCUCAAAAAGCAAUCCUACAAAUCCAGCCAGAAGGAAGCCCAGAAGGUAUAUUCUCAGAAAUAAGACAAGGAACAUUAGAGCCGUACACUUCGUUCAUAGACCGUCUCACACAAGCCAUCAAAAGGCAAUGUAGUAAUGAUGUAGCUUAUCCUCAUGUGCUUCAAACCCUCGCCUUUAAGAAUGCCAAUGAAGAAUGCAAGCAAGUUAUUAGAGCUUUACCUCAUAAACAACCAACUUUGCCUCAAAUGAUAGAAGCUUGCUGCAAGAUAGGAACGCCACAGCAUAUUGCAAUGAUAUUAGCAAAUGCAUUAGGAGAGAGGCUUGAAAAAGCCUUUGCAGCUCUUAGUGAAGCUGCAGACCAAAGACUUAUAAAAGCCCUUUCAUCUAUGAAUGUGACUCUUCAAAAGAACAAUUCCAUGGCUGUAAUGCAAACAAGAGUCACCAAAACAUGCUUUAAAUGUGGAAAGCCUGGACAUAUAAGCAAAUUUUGUUCAGAAUCCCCAGAAACCAUAAAGCCACUGGGUCGCUGCUCCAGAUGCAGGAGAGGGAGGCAUUAUGAAAGUCAAUGUCGCUCCAAGACAGAUAUAGACGGAAAACCCCUCUCGGGAAACACCAAGAAGAACAUGUAAGCCCACCACAUGGAGACACAAGCUGUGGCAGUGGCUCAAACACCCAAAACCCCUCUUAAGGUAGACUGCUUGGAGAACCUCAAUCAGAUCCCAUCUGCAAAAUCAUCAGGCGCUUCGCCAGUGACCCAGAAUUGUUACCCCCAGGGGCACAAUGAGAAUUGGCGGCUUCCAAAUUAUUAUGUUUUAUGAACAAAAGUCAUAUGGUAAUUCCUACAAGAGUUACUUUUUGGUUGAUUCGUGGGCAGGGUCGCAUUACUUAAGGCAAACAAUGAAGUAAUAAGGCACAAGUAUGAUAUCUGAUUUAGUUUCAUAUUUCUUGUUGGUUUUCUUUCUGAUUCAAGGCCAAAUGAAGGGCACUAAGUUAUUUCUUUAUCAAUGGCCUUAUGCCUCGUAUGAAAUUCAGAGUUGUAACACAAUCCACAUUGCACUCUUGGCAACAAAGCUCUACAGCACCAACGACUCCCACACCUUUUGCAUUAGCAUAAACCCCAAAGUUCACAGCUUCUGCAUAUGGGACAAAAGAUAUUUAUCAUCAAGACUGCAGUUCACAUCUGCAUGCUCUUUUCUUUGCUUCUGGGAUCAUUUGUGUGUGUCUGCAGUUGAUAGGGUUUCAGGUUCUUCUAAAGAAAUCCACUUCAGACAAGAACCUGUGCAGACACAAGCAUGGCCUUUACCCCAUGUUAUUAGUGGAAAUGGACCUUCAAUUUUUCCUGUUUCUGGAUUUUUUAUCAAAACUAAAGGAUUUUCCUUUAAUUUUGCCUGUGUGAUGUUGGAAAAACGUCUGAUGAUUGAUGGAUUUGGUUCAGCAAAAGAACUGUUUAAAAAAUUUAAAACAUAGAAUAUUUUGUUCAAGUCCAUUUGAGGGGUAGCCUGUGCCUCCCCCCUUUUUUGUUUUUCCAAGCGGGAUUUUAAAGUUUGGUGUGUUCUCUCAAUGAUUGUCUGAACUGUGGGGGAGUGAUGGAUGCCAAAGGUGUGAUUAUUCAAUUCAUUAUGAAUGUCUUGAGCCUUUGGGCUAUGUAGGCCAGCCCAUUAUCUGUUUUGAUCUCAUGAAGCACACCUAAUGAAGCAAAUACCUGUUAAAAAUGCUGACAUGCAUGUUCCACUGUUUCUCCUGUAUGCAAGGAGCAAAGACUGCACCUUAAAUGGUGUCCUUUGAUACAUGAACAUUUUUGAAUCUCCCAAAAGAUGGGUAUUAUGUGAUGUCUGUUUAGCACAACUGCAGACUUUGUAACCCUCUCGGAUUCACUGCUCCAGUGGAUACAGGAAAUUGCAUGAGUUGACAAUUAGAACAAGCACUUAUGAUUGCU